This is a messenger RNA of Hyla sarda, 2047 nucleotides long. RefSeq names its product cytochrome P450 2D15-like. Gene Ontology annotation, molecular function: iron ion binding; oxidoreductase activity, acting on paired donors, with incorporation or reduction of molecular oxygen, reduced flavin or flavoprotein as one donor, and incorporation of one atom of oxygen; heme binding. Lineage: Eukaryota; Metazoa; Chordata; Amphibia; Anura; Hylidae. The transcript has 9 exons. Bases 105 to 1610 code for a protein of 501 amino acids. Gene Ontology annotation, biological process: arachidonate metabolic process; xenobiotic metabolic process. The record is from RefSeq and is a predicted model, not a curated record. Gene Ontology annotation, cellular component: intracellular membrane-bounded organelle; cytoplasm.
AAUAGUGUGCAAGUAAUUCCUGUAGAGUUAUCUUAUUACAAAGUUUACUAUCAAGUCCUGUAAGGGAAACCAGCACAGUAGAAGAGUUAGGGCCACACUGCGACAUGGAGCUUUUGUCUAUCCCAUCCUCCUUGCUGACGGUUGGGAAUGCUACUUGUAUGGGCCUUGCUGUUGCUGUGCUUUUUCUACUAAUUUUCUGGGUGAAGAAUAAAAAAGGCCAUACUUAUCCCCCAGGACCUUCACCCCUGCCCGUGGUGGGAAACACCUUCCAACUGGACUUCAACAACUUACCAGAAAGCUUAUCCCAGUUGAGCAGACAGUAUGGGAAUGUUUUCAGCCUGCAGAUAUUCUUUGAGGAUUCUGUUGUAUUAAAUGGCUAUGAGGCCAUAAAAGAAGGACUGGUCACCAAGUCCGAGGACACCGCUGACAGACCCUCCAUACCAAUGUUCGAGCAUCUUGGAAUGAAUACUGGGAUCGCAUUUACUGGGUAUGGUCAGCGAUGGAAGGAGCAAAGACGAUUUGCCCUACAAACUUUGAGAAACUUUGGGAUGGGAAAGAAGUCUAUGGAAGAACAUAUCCGUGAAGAAGCUGCCUACAUGUGCUCUGCUUUUCAGGCUAAUGAAGGACGUCCCUUCGAUCCCUUUAUGGUGAUCACUAAUGCCGUCAGUAAUGUUAUCUGCUCCAUUAUUUUUGGAGACCGAUUUGAAUACAGUGAUUCGUCAUUUCAGAAAAUGAUUUAUCUGCUCAAAGAAUUGGCCGAACUAGAAACCAAACCCAUCACUCAGUUCUACAAAAUCUUCCCCUGGCUCAUGAAGGUACCCGGACCCCAUCAGAAGCUUUUUAGCAUCCAGAGUACUUACCUAGACUUCCUAAGAGCAAUCAUCCAGAAACACAGAGACACCUGGGACCCUGCGGUCAGGAGGGACUUCAUUGAUACCUUCUUUGAAGAAAUUGAAAAAAAUAAAGACAAUCCCAGCAGCAGUUUCACUGAAGAGACACUUCUCAUUGUUAUGGCAGAUCUCUUUGUAGCGGGGACGGAUACGACAUCUAACACUUUACGUUGGUCUCUCUUGAUGAUGCUGCUUCAUCCUCACAUUCAGAAGAAGGUCCAUGAAGAAAUUGAUCGUGUAAUCGUCAGUGACCGACUACCCUCAGUAGAGGACCAGCCUAAUAUGCCAUAUACCACUGCAGUCAUCCAUGAAGUCCAGCGAUUUGGGAAUAUCUUGCCUAUGGCUUUGCUCCACAUGACAUACCGAAACACCAAUAUCCAAGGAUAUGACAUCCCUAAGGGCACCACGAUCAUACCCAACUUGACUUCCGUUUUGAAGGAUAAGAACAUAUGGAAGAAACCUCAUCAGUUCUACCCAGAACAUUUCUUAGACUCUGAAGGGAAGUUUGUAAAGAAUGAAGCAUUCAUACCGUUCUCUGCAGGCCGUCGAAUAUGUGUGGGAGAGCAGCUGGCAAGAAUGGAUCUCUUCAUUUUCUUUACGUCUCUAUUACAACAUUUCGAAUUUCAUAUUCCAGAUGAUCAGCCAUAUCCUAGACAUGAUCCGGUGUUUACCUUCAACUACAGUCCUCACCCCUUUCAGGUCUGCUGCAAGGAACGCUAACACUCAACAGUCAGACAUGCCGCCAUACUAACCAAUUGUAUUAUUUUAGUUUUUUUUACGCAGUGUAUUCUCACAAGUUAUAUCAAGCUUUGACUUUCAAUGACACCAGUAUCAAUAUAUACCCAGCUGAAAUGUUUAUUUCAGCUGUGGAAAUUAUGGAAAUUUUUCUCAUCUGCCAGACCUUGUAUUUUUUAUGGUCCCUCCUUAAUAAAGAAAACUUGAACAAAAAGUGCCAGUUUUGCCCAUAUCAAGCAGUCAGCGAAGUUUUUUUUUUUUUAUAGCAGAGGGCCAGGAGAGAACAAGAUGCGGGCACUACGGAACUAAGCAGCCACUAAGACGUGCAGCGACACACAGAGCGGGACUGGACUGAGGGAAGCCUGUAGCGGAAGUGCAGAGCUAAAGCAGAAAGCAUGCAGCGAGGACAAAGAACAGACAGG